CCCUCCCCUCCGAAUAAAACCGACUGUUUCCGUGAAUGUGCGAGCUUCCUCCUCUCGAGGAGCCAUAAUUGGGAUUAUUCAGGAAUGAUUCGUUUAAGGCGUGUGUGUUUUUUAUUCUCUGUAGAUUAAUAUCGCAUCUCGCCUCUUGGAUGUUUGUCAUCACAUGUAUUUCUUCCUAAUCUGCGUCCUGCUCGUUCUCCGGGCAGCAACACGAAGACCGCAGCUCGUCCGCCGCUCGGGGUGAAGACACGAGCACGUCGCCUCCUCCUCCUCCUCCUCUUCCUCCUCUCAUCCUCCUUCUCUCCUCCUCCUCCUCUCAUCCUCCUUCUCUCCUCCUCCUCCUCUCAUCCUCCUCCUCUCCUCCUCUCGUCGGACUGAAGAUGGAGAACAGAGACGCGUCGUCGUCUGUGCGGACUAAUUGUUCUUCUCCUCCUCUCCUCCUCUCUUCCUCUCCUCCGUCUGGUGGGUUGUUUUCAUCAUAAGCGUUUGAAAAUCUGACAUCAUUUUUGGACAAGAUGAACCGGACCAGAUGUGUGUGUGUCCUCGGGUUCUGCUCCUCGACGUGAUGCAACAUAAACGCUGUUUUGUCGGAUGAUAUUCGGACUCAUCAGGAACAGGGAGGCUCGGGAUCUUUUCUUCCUCCUCCUCCUCCUCCUCCUCAUCAUCAUCAUCCUGGCUCGUUGGUGCAGCUGUUGAUUAUUAGAACCUCGACAUGAUGAUGAUUAUUAUGACAUGUCACUCGGUGGAUGGAUUCAUGUAGAACAGGUGUUGAGAGCAUGAAGCCUCCUCAUGUGUUUUUCUCUCGAUCUGACGAACAGUGAAACAAAGCGACUGGAUCUUUUCUUUCUAUUAUUAUUAUUAUUAUUAUUAUUAUUUUGUUUUUGUUUUUGUUUUCUUCCGUGAAAGAAGAGAAGAUCUGCUCUGUAAUGAUGAUAUGAAAGGUGCUGUGCUUGUGGACAAAGAGGACGGAUGAGUCUGUCGGGUAGAACGGAUCCUCGCAGCCUCUCCCUGUAAAGACGAGCGAGCCGUGGGAGGAUCGCUGGUGUUGCUGAAGGGCCGAACGAGGCCGGCUCCCGUGCAAGGAGACAGAAUGUCUAACCAGAGCUUUGCCAUCGACGGCCCUGGCAGUCUGCUGGCCGUGCUGGCCUCGCAGAGCGGACUGGCGCGAGGCGGCGGCAGCAGCAGCGGUGACGGCAGCGGCGGAGGACUCUCUGCCACAGAUAUGUCUGCCUACUUCAAGCUGGUCUUCUUGGGUUUGAUCAUCUGUGUCAGCCUGGUAGGAAACCUCCUGGUCUCCCUGCUGGUCCUGCGGGACCGGACACUCCACAAGGCUCCGUACUUCUUUCUCCUGGACUUGUGCCUGGCCGACGCGGUUCGCUCGGCCGCCUGCUUCCCCUUCGUGCUGGUGUCCGUGCACAACAGCUCGGCCUGGACUUACAGCGCCCUGAGCUGUAAAGUUGUGGCCUUCAUGGCCGUGCUCUUUUGUUUUCACGCUGCCUUCAUGCUGUUCUGCGUGGCCGUCACCCGCUACCUUGCCAUUGCCCACCACCGAUUCUACGCCAAGCGCAUGACCAUCUGGACCUGCGCCGCCAUCAUUUGCAUGGUGUGGACGCUGGCCGUCGCCAUGGCGUUCCCGCCCGUCUUUGACGUGGGGACGUACAAGUUCAUCCGGGACGAGGACCAGUGUAUUUUUGAGCACCGCUACCUGAAGACCAACGACACCCUGGGCUUCAUGCUCAUGCUGGCCGUGGUGGUCCUGGCCACCCACGGCUUCUACGCCAAGCUGCUGCUGUUCGAGUACAGGCACCGCAAGAUGAAACCCGUCCAGCUGGUUCCUGCCAUCAGCCAGAACUGGACCUUCCACGGUCCCGGGGCCACAGGUCAAGCUGCAGCCAACUGGAUCGCAGGGUUCGGCCGGGGGCCCAUGCCACCCACUCUGUUGGGCAUCAGGCAAAAUCUACACAAUCAACACCGGCGGCUGCUCGGGAUGGAGGAGGUGAGGUCCGAGAGGAGGCUGGGCCGGAUGUUCUACACCAUCACCCUGCUCUUCCUGGUGCUCUGGGCUCCCUACAUCGUGGCGUGCUUCUGGAGGGUGUUUGUCAAGUCCUGCACCAUCCCUCACCGGUACCUGUCCAUCACCGUGUGGAUGAGCUUCGCCCAGGCCGGAGUCAACCCCAUCUUCUGUCUGCUGCUCAACGAGGACCUGAGGAAAGUGCUGCGCGCUCACCUGCCCACCUACUGGAGGACUAAACAACACCUGCCCCAGGACGAGGCCUACUGCAUCAUGUGAGGAGACGUGAGCCCAUGUGCCGAGUGAAUGUUUGGGGGGUUUUGAAGGUGGAAUGUGGCGGAGUAGAAGUGACGUGAUGCACCUUGGUUACGUGUUCGUGUGUGGUUUGUUGUUUUGCGACAACAAAGUCCAAUCGGUUGCCGACAGACGCAGGCGACUUUAUGAGGAAUGUUGAUGUUUGAAUUAGUGUGUCGGUGCAGAGGUUUGAACGGGGGAGAGAGAGAUACGCCCCCGGUUCGUAUUCCUGAUGAUCUACUGUACGAUUGGUGGGGAGGAGCGAUCCCAGCAAUCACCAACUACGUGUGACAGAUGCCAUUUUAAAUUGAUGUUGCCUUAUUUCAGAGGGACACGGGAGUAGUUUGUGUGUCGCACGAGGCCGAGACACCGACGGUCGGGAUCCCUGUGGACUGUGAUCAGAACACUGCUGAGGUUCUGAUGGAUCCGAACUUCUCUUCAUCUGGUUCACAGGAGAACCACUGAAUAUCGAUUGUCCCAAUGACCUUGGAGACAUUUAAAUAGCUGUUGUGAAGCUAAGAACCUGUAACAUGCUUGAUUUUUUUUUAAACUUGAUUUAGGGCGUGUCAGGUUUCUUUGUAUCAUAAAAAAAAAAUUGCCUGUUUUCCUUUUCUUUGUAAACGAUACAUGUUAAGCAGAUGACACUAUUUUGAAAUAUGACUUGAUUUGAUAUUGUAUAGACUGUACAGGAAUGUCUAUUCCUGCUUGUGUGUUUUUAUAUAGCAUUUGUGUGUAUGUGUGUGUGUGAGGAGGAAGUGGAAAGAGAAGAGAGAGAGAGAAUAAUAAUGAUGAUAAAAUAUGUUCCAGUCAAACUGAGUCGAUAUGAGAAGGAGCCACCAUCUUGUGGCCUCAAAAUCAUGCAAAUUUGAACAGUCAUCAUUUGGAAAUUUAUCCUUUAAAUGGAUUUGUACACAACUGAAAAUGCAGUUUUAUUUUUAACGGUAAUGUAAAAGCAAACGUGAACUACAGAUGGAUAAUGGGAUAAUUAGGGAACAACACUUUGUACAGUGCGAACGAGGCCGUGUAGGAUUUAACGACGUGAAUGGUUCAAUGUAAAUUAUGACUUUUAAAAAAAUCAUUUGGCAAAUGAACAUUUAUUUGCAAAUGAUGAUCUUGAGAAUGUUUUUAAAGUACUGUUAUGAGAAUACAAGAAAAAAGAAGAAGAUGAUGAAGAAGACACGAAGUGGCACUUGAUGGAACCGUGAAUGUUACCAGGUCGACUUAUUUUCCCCUCAAAUGUAAAUGUCGCCGCGUGCGAGUCUGGAUCACAGAACAUCGGAGACGCAGCUCGGCGGCGGCGGGACGCGACCCCACAGAUGUUGGGCAGUGUGGAAACCGGCUUAGACGACAUUAAGCCGUCGCUCCAAAUUAAGAUUCAUGUAAUGCAAAUGUCUGACCUACAGUAUGUCAAAGCAUAGAAAUAUCCGUGCAGUCGAUUUUAUCUCUCAGCGUGGACACUUUGCACAGCAGCAUACUGUAUUAGCAUGCAUUCCACUGCAUUCCAUAGAUCCAGGACCGGCGAUUACAACUUGUACAGAUGACGAAAAGCAAAAAAAAGUGAACCGAGGUCCAUGAGUUUUUACGUCUGGCGAGAUGAAAUCCUGUAAGUGUACAGUUUAACUGAGGUGGUUCUUUUGCCCACUCAUCAAUAAAGACUCUACUUUCUGAUGCA
Scophthalmus maximus (turbot) is the source of this 3977-nucleotide messenger RNA. Its product is annotated as probable G-protein coupled receptor 173. Gene Ontology annotation, biological process: G protein-coupled receptor signaling pathway. The transcript has 2 exons. The coding region runs from base 1091 to 2290 and encodes 399 amino acids. Gene Ontology annotation, molecular function: G protein-coupled receptor activity. Gene Ontology annotation, cellular component: plasma membrane. NCBI's taxonomy places the organism in Eukaryota, Metazoa, Chordata, Actinopteri, Pleuronectiformes, Scophthalmidae. The record is from RefSeq and is a predicted model, not a curated record.